AUGUCUUCCGCUUCUCCAUGCCCAAAACCUCCCGCCAACGGUUUCGUUGCCCUGGCGCGCAAGGUCUAUAACCCCAUCGGAUUCAAAAAGGGUUACAACUUCACCCUCUUUGUCAUCACCGCGGGCGGUAUGAUGGGGUUCACCCUCGCCCGCAUGAUGUACCUCAACUUCAACGGCGUCUUCUGCAAUCCGGAACACAACUCACGUGCGCUCCCGGGAGAGUGCUACUAUUUUCAGAAGGGCACGGCACGGAUCGGUAUCAUCAUGCAUCUCGCGGGUAUCAUACCAGCAGGCUUCCUCGCCUGCCUGCAGUUCGUCCCUAUCAUCCGUCACAAGGCCAUCUUGUUUCAUCGCCUUAAUGGGUACCUCAUUGUUCUCCUGAGUGUCGUGGGCAUCAUUGGCGUCUUUCUCAUUGCGCGGCGGACGUUUGGCGGUGGCGUGAGCAUGCAGACUGUUUCGGGCACCGGCAGCCUCAUGUUCCUUGGCGCCCUGGCCCUUGCCAUCUACAACAUAAAGAAACUCCAGAUCGAGCAGCACCGAGCAUGGAUGCUUAGAGCCUGGGUAUAUGCCGGCUUCAUCAUCACUAUGCGCAUCAUCGGCUAUCUCGCUGCCAUGAUCACAGCCGAAUCGAACUACUAUCAAGUAAAACAGUGUGCCAUGGUGGACUUCAUCUUUCGGCACGACCAGAACAAAGUCCUCGACUUCUAUCCUGGCUGCGAAGGGUACUACUCUGGGGAGAACCCCGGCCUCAGCGUCCUCGUCCAUGCCAGCAUCACCGCCCACCAGCCUGUUGAGAUUUCCGCCGGGUUCACGUCCGUCUUUGAUGCUGGAUCAUGGCUGGCUUUGGCGAUCCACGCUAUACUCGUUGAACUUUAUCUCCAUUUGACACCUGCAGAAGCCGAACGCCUCCGUCGCAUCUCUUAUCAGCGUCAGCUCGAAUCCGGUAUGAGGAAUGCCGGGAAUGCGGGCACGACUGUCCAAAGGAUGGGCGAUGCCGAACCCUGGCUACCUCCGACUCAUUCACAACCAGUCGAGUCUAGUAUAAGACCGAGCUCAGAUGAGGAUAUAAGGCAGAAGAGCGAAAGCGCGGCGUAG
Molecule: messenger RNA, 1095 nt
Organism: Colletotrichum godetiae
Lineage: Eukaryota; Fungi; Ascomycota; Sordariomycetes; Glomerellales; Glomerellaceae
Exons: 3
Coding region: 1-1095 (364 amino acids)
Source: RefSeq, a predicted model, not a curated record